AUGCCUGUCUACGAUUAUAUCAAGCAUAUUACGCCGCUAACUCCACCUGAGACUGAGCUUGAUUCGCAGCUGACGACUACACCACUGGCAGGUCCCGUAGGAACGGGAGGAGAAUACGACUCGGGGAUUUCUCAUUCAUUGAUAUCACCGCCCGAGCGACCAGGAUCCCAAUUGCGAAGAACCUCGACGUUGGCUUAUCAUAAUACCGGUUUACGCGACACUCGCGAUCGUUCUCUUCACCGAGUGUCGAGGCAUUUGGUUGUCGUUGUUCCUCCCCCAGACUUUCCUCCAGAUCAUAGGCAUGUUUCAUCUCUGGGACCACGAGAGCGCUUGUCCCAGGGAAUUCUGAUGCCCCUCUUUCCCACUAUGUAUGGACAGCUUACUGCCAUUGCUCGCGAGUUUAGUUUCCCUAGCACUGCUGGCCUGUGUCUCUAUCUUCACAUUAGUGAAAACGGGAUCACCAUGACACCUCGUAUCUCUGAUGACUCGUGGCAGUAUCUAUGGGGUCACCUUUUCGAAGCACGUUCCCCAUCAACUAUUAACCACCAGUUGCCUAUCAGUGGCCGAAUAGAAUUCGACAUCGAUGCAGCAAAAGCCCGAUGGUAUGAUGCUUGGAUCUCUGCGUCUUUACGGGACGCCGCAGAUGUUAUGGAGCAUUCUCAGAUUCAUCCUUCUCACUGGCGAGGUGAUAGCCGGACUACCUUUGCCGAAGGGCACGGCAGUGACGAACGAUCGGAAAACAACUCCGUAGUGCAGCAUUCGGUUGCUAAAUCCAAUGCCACUCGCCAUGUUCCCAGAAAACUCUCACUUGUCGAUCGUCUGGACACACUUUCCCUCCUUUCUGGUCCCAAACCAUCGCAACAUGUUGAUAUUUCACCGCCCGCUGUUCAACUUACGCAUGCGCUGUCACCGAUCCCUCAGUCCGCUGCACCGCAAUCGAGUCAUGUAGAUCUAGAAAGACGUGUAAAUACAUGGAGAGCGAGUGCUAGGCUGGCACCAACACCACUCAUAUCCGCUUAUCAGCUUAGCAUGGGAGCAGAAGAUGUACCGGCCUCAGAGGUUUUGAAUGACUCGCCGCAGGAGGGUGAAGGUGUUGUAUCUAUCCCUGAACUCAACUUAGAUGAUUUUAGUUGGUCUAUCUCUUCAAUGGGACCUCCCAGCGACCUACCUGAGUCGCCAUUGUCUCCAUUUCGUGUCCCAUCGGUACACCUCGAUCGCAGGUUAGAAGGAUCUAUGGUCUUAACUCCGACGACGGCUACAAGCUGGGGUCCUCCCGACGACGAUUGGAUGUCGGUUAUCUCGAACAUCAUUCGACUCCCUUCUCCUGAUCUUGGCCAACGUAUGGUCGACGACUAUCCUCCUACGCCUUCCACUGCAACCAGCUGGGGACCUCCUGACAAUGACUGGUAUUCUGUAGCGUCAGAUUGCAGUCGCUUACCUUCUCCUGAUCUGGGGCAGCGUAUGCUCGAUGAUACUGAUGCCCCAACCGAGUUGCGAGCUGUGGCGGCAGCAUCUGCUACCCAUCUCACUGACCCCUGGAAAGGUACCCCCUGGCCCCAUGUUUGGCCUUAUAUUGAACGCAGCAAGAGUGUUACAGUUAAGCCUACAACAACGGACGCUUCGGGAGAUGUUUUCGGUAGAUAUCCAAAUCUCAAAAUAUCUGGAGGAGUCGCGUCUGAGAAUUUUCAGCCUAUUGUGGAAAGUCGCAGCACAUAUCCAAACUUCAAAAUAUAUCCUGACGUAUAUCCACAUUUUGACCUCUAUCCUGCUCCAGCUGGAGGAGUCGCGUCUGAACAUUCUCAGCCUAUUGUGGAAUAUCGCAGCAUAUAUCCAAACUUCAAAAUAUAUCCUGACGUAUAUCCAUAUUUUGACCUCUACCCCGCUCCAGCUGGAGGAGUCGCGUCUGAAAAUUCUCAGCCUAUUGUGGAAUAUCGCAGCAUAUAUCCAAACUUCAAAAUAUCUGGGGAUGUUUCUAUGAAAAAAGCACAACCUGUUGCCUUAGUGGAAGGGAGUUACAGUAAAUAUCAAAACCUCAAAAAUUGUCCUGAUGCGUAUCCUAAUUUUGAUCUCUAUCCCGCCAUUGUUGGAGCAGGCCCGUCUGCCACAAAGUUACAGCCUGCUGGUUCUCAGCUCGUUGACUCUCAUAUGCAUUACCCUUCAUUGAAUAUUUAUCCUGCGGUCUAUCCUCACUUCGACUUGUAUCCACCAGUAUUCCGAGCAGGAGAGAAAAAAUCGCAGCAAAGUUUAUCCGAAUUGAAACCGAAGGAACACAUUGACAUAUCCCUAAGACCAGGGUAUCCCGUGUUCGAUAUUUAUCCUGCCCAAUAUCCUUUCAACUUGGACGUGAUUUAUCCUGCUACUCAUUCAGAGGAGCGCCACAGCUCCGUGCGACUACCUGCACAUUACCCGUGGUUUGAUUUGUACCCCUCCGUUUACCCAUUUGUCUCGCCAUAUCAUGUUCUCUGUCCUGAAACAUUGCAGCCACAGCGGGACAAGGUCCGAACAUCACAAUAUCCGGACUUUGACAUCUAUCCUGCAUUCAAGCACAGCUUCAUCGAUGUUAAACAUUAUGGCCAGAAGAUAGAGCACCCAAGUGGCAUCGCUUCCUCUCCUACAGCAAGUAACGUCCAAGCCGUCACAGUCAAGCUAGCUGUUCAUUACCCGUUGUUUGAUCUAUACCCUUCGGUAUAUCCCUUCGUAGAACCGUAUCCCAAGCUUGGCCAGUCUACUUCUUCCACUGUCGACAAGGAAAUGGAUGAUGGAUCGUUAAAUGUGAAAAUUCACACCGCUUAUCCUGUUUUUGAUAUCUACCCUUCUGUCUAUCCAAACUUUGACAUCUAUCCAAGGGUUAUCGAAGUUGCAUCUCCCCCUAUGAAUACCGACUAUCGCAAGUCGGAUCUGCUCAGCGUUCGUUUAGAUAUGACUUAUCCUAAUUUUAAUCUUUAUCCCGCUAUCUAUCCAGCCUUUGAGCUGUAUCCCUCUGUACUGGCUGCAGAUGUCUCACUCUUCUUGCCUCAACCAAAAUCGAGUCUUCCCGUUGAAGGAACGAAACUUACCUAUCAUUACAACCAGUUCAAUGCCCGAGAGCUGCCUACCAAACUUCCAUCUUACUAUCCAAAUGUUAAUCCUUAUCCCACUGUCUAUCCCAACAUUGAGCUCUACCCUCCUGUCUCUCCUCAGCCCAACAAGCGCCGACCUGAAAUACGUGUAGGAGUGAAAACACUGUACCCGACACUUGUCAUCUACCCUGCGGUCUAUCCGUAUUUUGACUUAUAUCCAGGUCCCCGGAAACAAGAAGUUCCGAACAGUAGUUCAAUACUCGACCGACCUUCGAUUUCACUGGAAUUAAAAUACCCUACUUUUAAUAUCUAUCCAGCCGUUUAUCCUCACUUCGACAUAUAUCCCAGUUUAUCAGCGGGAAUAGACACAACGGUCACAACCAGGGAGAUAGAGCCAAUUUCAACGAGAUUACCCGCGUGUUACCCCAUCAUCGAACUCUAUCCCCCGGUCUAUCCUCAUUUUGAAAUUUACCGUUCAAUACCUGUGGAAGGCGAUGCUUGUUCAGAUCCUGCCGUGUAUCCCUUCAUUGAGAUAUAUCCUUCGGCCCCUGUCUUAGAUACGAGUGCCCCAGUAUUUGAUUCCAAAAAUAUCAGAAAUGGCACCUCCAGAAGAUCUAGAAAGACUCAUUCCGACCUCCAUACAGCUGUCAUGAAAGAGGAACGUCCACUGGCAAAGAGGCAAAUUAAAACGCACCAUCAUUUACAUUUCGAGGUUUUCCGAGAUGAUGUCGUCUGGACCCCUAACUACUCGCCUUCGCCCAUCACAUUCGACGGAAGGCUUGCUAUCCAGGACAAUUCGUGGCCGUUCUGGUACUGUCAGCCACCGACCAACCCUUGUUUCGAAUUUGCCGACAUUCCCGCGACCAGACUCGGAAGCUGUGUCAUCGAGCUCAACUACUGAACCUCCUACGUCGCCUUCACGAAGUACUGGGCAGCGUCCAUUGCCGCUCACCAGGUCGUAUGGAGCGCUGUUGGGGCCUUCAGCGAUUAUAGAAUCGCACAGAAAUGCUUCAGCUACAAAGGCUGCCAAUGGUCCCACUUUUCUGAAAUCAGAUCUUCGAAGAAACGUGACGCUUACUCUCCCUCAGCAGCCAGCUAGAAGCCCCACAUCGCCAACAUCGCCACCAGGCCGUCCUAGAUCAACCAUUCUGCCAACAAGGUUGCCUAUCCGCCCUGUUACUAAUAGUAAUCGUGAUCAGCCAACGCCGAAGCCUAUUACUUCGCACAACCGAAGGGAAAGCCUGGUGCUGCAACGAGCCAGGGCGUAUGAUCAAGGUACAGUUUCAACGACCCCUAGGGAACCUGAAACAUCCGUUAGUAGUUCGCUUCGAACGUUGUCACAGUUUCCUACACUAUCUCGCCCUCACUUGCCUUCUACUUCUCCUGCAGCCAAGUUGGACCGCUCCAAGUUCCCUUUCUCGUAGAUGAGGGACAAACAACUUCCUCAGAUCUCUCAUGAAGCUUAAUUUUGUUAUCAAUAGUAUAGGUCAAAGCUACAUAGAUCCAAGCAUUCAUUUACACAUUUGCAGUGACAUUAUGUAAAUCCCAUGAGUUGAGAUAUCAAUCAUUGUAAGGAGGUGGGCUAUCUACGUUUCUAUCAGAAGAAGUCAGUGUUUGGCCCACUCCCGGCAUUUCAGUUUGCAAGUCAACACUGGGAGAUGGCGAAGAUGCUUGAAUUGGCGUCAACGGUGACAUGGGACCGUCAUCUUUUCGAGAUUCUCUGUGUUGUCGUUCUCUUUGAUCGCGCAUCUUUUUUGUCAUGCGGUCAUCCAGGAAAGCAAGUUUCACCUAUAUACUAGUUUUAGCAAUGAUAUUGGUCUUCAUGACGGAAUACUUUGCAUUUUGUGCGGCUGCCUCAAUUGCAGCUUUUUCCUCCUUUUUAGAUCGUUGGGCGCGCUCUUGCUUUUGAGACUCGAGGUCGACGGCUUCCCUCAGUAUGGCAGCACCCAUCCUUAGCUCUGCCAUCUUCCGUGGGUUGAAUACAUAUAUUGGCUGAAACUCCUUGACCUGUCAGGGGCGAAAUCCAAGCUAGGUAACAUUGGGAUGCAAAAGAGAUUUUGAGUCAGCUGCAUUAAAAGUUAUACUAGUAGUGAUUUACGGACUGCGAUGGCAUAUUCGAGAGUCCCUUUCGGUUCUAUCAAACGUCGUCUGAUUGUAUCGUUUGUAGCCUUGAACUGCUGAAAUUUGAGAUUAUCUGG
Molecule: messenger RNA, 5257 nt
Organism: Serpula lacrymans var. lacrymans S7.9
Lineage: Eukaryota; Fungi; Basidiomycota; Agaricomycetes; Boletales; Serpulaceae
Exons: 23
Coding region: 1-3960 (1319 amino acids)
Source: RefSeq, a predicted model, not a curated record